GCCUGCUCCUCGCCCUCCGCGCCCCCGGGGGCCGCCUCUCCGGCUGCCGCUGCCGCCUCCCCGCCCGCCUCUCCUGCUCCCGCCUCCUCCCCUGGCUUCUACCGGGGCGCGUACCCGGCCCCCUCGGACUUCGGCGUGCACUGCAGCAGCCAGACCACCGUGCUGGACCUGGACACUCACGUGGUGACCACGGUGGAGAACGGCUAUUUGCACCAGGACUGCUGCGCCUCCGCCCACUGCCCCUGCUGUGGCCAGGGCGCCCCGGGACCCGGCCUGGCGCCCGCCGCGGGCUGCAAACGCAAGUAUUACCCCGGCCCGGAGGAAGAGGACGACGACGACGAGGCGGACGCGGGCGACCUAGGGGCCGAGCCCCCCGGGGGCGCCCCGUUCGCCCCCUGCAAACGCGCUCGCUUCGAGGACUUCUGCCCGGACUCGUCCCCGGACGCGUCCAACAUCUCAAACUUGAUCUCCAUCUUUGGCUCGGGCUUCUCCGGGCUGGUGAGCCGACAGCCGGACUCCGCCGAGCAGCCGCCGCCGCUCAACGGGCAGCUGUGCGCCAAGCAGGCGCUCGCCAGCCUCGGCGCCUGGACUCGAGCCAUUGUCGCCUUCUAGGGACCCCCGAGGGCACAGGGACUUGGGGCCCCCGCGGGGCUGGGGCCAGACAAAGACUCAGCCAAGGGGCUGGAGGAGAGAGAGGGGACGGGCGCCAGGCCACUCGGGGGGCUGCGCCCGGGCGAGCAGAGGGAGCAGGAGAAGGCUGAUGUUUUAUAAAAUUGUAAAAUAAAAAAAAAGAAAUCU
Dipodomys ordii (Ord's kangaroo rat) is the source of this 798-nucleotide messenger RNA. RefSeq names its product immediate early response 5-like (gene Ier5l). The record is from RefSeq and is a predicted model, not a curated record. The transcript has a single exon. NCBI's taxonomy places the organism in Eukaryota, Metazoa, Chordata, Mammalia, Rodentia, Heteromyidae. The annotation marks the transcript as partial.